This is a messenger RNA of Aplysia californica (California sea hare), 4334 nucleotides long. Its product is annotated as canalicular multispecific organic anion transporter 2. Lineage: Eukaryota; Metazoa; Mollusca; Gastropoda; Aplysiida; Aplysiidae. Gene Ontology annotation, molecular function: ATP binding; ATP hydrolysis activity; ABC-type transporter activity. Gene Ontology annotation, cellular component: membrane. Gene Ontology annotation, biological process: transmembrane transport. The record is from RefSeq and is a predicted model, not a curated record.
GCCAAAAAUUGCUGCGUCACAUGACUGAAAUACAUUUGGUUUGCAUUGGGAGAGUGUCUGAACCGGGCGAUAUGUGCAGUUAGAUUAAACGAUAACAGGUGUUCUUACAUAUAAUGCCUAUAUUACUUGCGAAGAGAGUCAUUUCCAUGUGUCGGAUCUGUCUGUUAACGUGAUUUCUCUGAACCAACUGUUGACGUUAUCAUUCGCUUUCCUCUCUAAACCGAGAGUCGCACAUGACGAACGCUCAAAACAUUUUAACAAUAUGGAUCGUUAAACUUACGAGGUCCCGCGGAGCGGUGAAUUGUGUCCCUUUGUUUCUCUUCUGGGGACUGUCUCUGGUCGCCGAGUCACUACAGCUGUACCGGAGGAUUGGCCUGCAGACACAGCCCAGUGUUUCCAACCCUGUCCAAGUCAUGCCUUUCCUCCGCUGGCUGUCCGUUGUACUGCAAUUUCUCCUCGCCUCAUUCGCUGACCACUCGGCUGUUGACUCGGACAGAUUUCCAAAAGGCCGUGGACCAGCUGAGCGGGCCUCUAUACCAAGCCUGCUCACGUUGUCAUGGAUGGACCGGAUGCUUUGGAAAGUUUACAAAACCGAAGUUCUUCUUGAGGAAGAUCUUCCAGAACUUGAAGAGAAGCAGCGUUCCUCCUUUGCGCACGAAGAGUUUAAACGGAAGUGGACUCAAGCACAAAGAAGAACAGAUAAAUCGAAAUUAGACUCGGCUCCUGGGAAGUUUUCUAUGAGAGGAGAGGAGGACGAUAAGGGAGAGCCGGACGAGAAGAGAAAGAAGGACGACAAGGGAGAAAAAGACAAGGGAGAGGAGACAGUUUCUGAGAGCCCUGCGGGCGAAGAAUCACAACGGUCGACAACGAAGGUGCCGAGUCUUCUGAGGGUUAUACUGAGGCUGUACGGUGUACGACUAAUUGUAUUUGAGGUUCUCAUCCUUGGCCUGGACCUAAGUACUUUUCUACAUCCGUUACUUACAGAGGCUCACAUAAAACACGUCCAGAACCGCAGUGAGGAGUCUGAGUGGCGAGGGUACAUGCUAGUGGCGGCUCUGUUGCUUCACUCGGUGAUGGAGACAGGUCUUCAGAGUUGGCUCAACCUAGGGCGCAACCGAAUGAUGGAUUCCGCCACUUCAGCAAUGCACAUGGCGUUGUUAAAGAAGACAUUGUCCAUAAAGCAGACAGGCAAAGGGUCCACAGGCACGGGAGACCUGAUCAACCUGAUGGAGAGCCACUCCCACAAAUUCCUUCGCUCAGGACACAACUUUUUCUCCAUCGCGAUAAUACCCCUAAAGGUGAUGCUGAGCCUUUACCUCCUGUACUUCCGGCUGGGUGUCGGAGCGUUUGCCGGACUGACAAUCAUGCUGCUACUCUUACCUGUCAACUCAUGGGUAGCAGCCCGCCUCCUAAAGAUACAUGGCCAGAGAACGGAGUUGAGGGACAAAAGAACUAAAGCACUCACUGAACUACUUAACGGCAUCAAGGCUAUCAAACUGUAUGCAUGGGAAGAACCAUUUAUCAAAAAAAUCAAGGACAUUUGGAACUCUGAAAUGGCACUGAAGAGCAAGAUUGCUAUAACGGAAAGCGGCCUGACAGUGAUCAGCCGCGCUGUACCUUUUCUGGUGCGUGUGUGUAGUUUUGCCCUGUUUAUCUACAUGAACGGGCAGCUCCAGCCGUCCACUGCCUUUGUGGCCAUCUCGCUCUUCCAAAAGCUAAACCGCCCCCUCAACGAUCUAGUGUUCACCCUGCCGUCCGUCACAGAGGGAAAGAUCGCCUACCGCAAGCUGCAAGACUUCCUCACCAAGGCAGACGCUGAGGAGUAUGUAGUGCAUAAAGAACUGUCAGACGAAGGUCCGGCCGCGGCUAUUGAGGAUGGGACCUUCACAUGGGAGGCUGGACGAUCCCAAGCCACUCUGACAGACGUGAACCUGUCUGUACCAGAGGGCGGUCUGGUCGCCAUUGUCGGGGCGGUCGGAGCCGGGAAGUCCUCUCUUCUCUCUGCCCUGCUCGGGGAGAUUGACAGACUCAGUGGCCACGUCUUGAUGAAGGGUCACACUGCCUAUGUAGCACAAGAAGCAUGGAUCCUCCGAGCGACUGUCAAAGAAAAUAUACUGUUUGGGUCUUCUGUGAGUCCAGAUAUGUACCAGCAGACGAUACGAGCGUGCGCCCUUACUCAUGACCUCAAACUGUUGGUGGACGGCGAGGACACACUGCUUGGAGAGAAAGGCGUGACACUGUCCGGUGGUCAGAAACAGCGCGUGUCCCUGGCACGUGCGGUGUACAGCCAGGCUGACACUUACCUGCUGGACGACCCGCUGAGUGCAGUGGACAGUUAUGUGGGCAAACACAUCUUCCAGAACGUCAUCGGCCCCGAGGGGAUGCUGAGAAACAAGACAACACAAGCGUCAAGUUGGAUGAAGACGAAGGAGGUUCUGGAUCUGAAGAGCAAAAUAGCAGAGCUCCCGAGCUCACUGCACUCCUCGUGCCCACAAUUGAUACGGCUGGACCCGAGACUGUAUUACGAAAAAGACGCACAGGACCCACUCAAGACUCCCAGAAAACUCCGGGGACUUCCUACAGCCGCCAAAAUAGUUUGACAGAAUAUCCAACGGAGACUGAAGGGCUGGAAGGUGAAGAGCCAGAAGAGAAUACCGGGAGUGAUAUUUCGUUGGAGGAAAAGAAAAAAUCAGGGAAAGAUUCCAAGAAGUCUAGCAAAUCUGGUAAAAAGGUUAUAUUUCGGAAAAACAGCACCCUAACGAGCCAGCUCUCAAGGGAUACUCACAGUCGUAUCUUCACUACUUUCAAAGAGACGACUGAGGGUGCUGUUUCUAUCCGGGCUUUUGGCUCUAAGCAAAAAGUCAUGAAUGAUAUGGCGUGUGCCUUGGAUGCUGACAGUCGCUUGGGCCAGACAAGAUCUAACUUGAACAUUUGGUACAAUCUGCGCCUGGCGUUUCUUUCCGAGCUAGUGGAGGCGUUGUCUCGUCUGCUCCUGCUCUGGGAUUUAAACAUGGCGGCAGGGUUAACUGGUGCAGUGCUGGGUUAUGGUACCGAUGCCAUGUAUUGUGUUCGCCGCUUCGUUCGCAUCAUGUCACAGCAGGAGUCCCACAUGGUGGCAACGGAAUGCUUGGAGGAAUACUCCACCACAGCCACUGAGGCGCCGUGGUACGUCGAUGACGGAGUCUCCUUGGUAGACUGGACCCAGAGCCAGGACAUAUCGCUUGACUGUCUGACCACCCGAUACAAAGAAGGGCUGCCACUGGUUCUGCGGGGAUUGUCUUGCACCAUUCAGCCUGGAGAGAAGAUUGGAGUCGUAGGAAGAACAGGCGCAGGCAAGUCAUCUCUAGCUCUGGCUCUGUUCCGCAUCAUUGAGGCUGCGAGCGGUCAGAUCAAAGUGUCAGAGCAGGAUACGAGAAGCCUAGGACUACAUGACCUACGCAGGAACCUGACAAUUCUCCCUCAGGACCCUGUCGUGUUCGCGGGAACCUUACGUGCGAACCUUGACCCUUUUGGGGAGAAAUCGUCGGAGGAGCUGUGGGACGCUCUAGAACACGCCCACCUCAAGUCUUUUGUGGAGAGUUUGCCCGAUAGUCUAGAUUAUGACUGUGGGGACUCGGGGAAACAUCUCAGCGUUGGCCAACGCCAGUUGGUAUGUCUAGCCAGGUGCCUGUUACGUCAUAGCCGAUUCCUGGUGCUGGACGAAGCCACGGCGGCAGUGGACACAGAGACAGACCAGCUGAUCCAGGCCACGCUGAGGUCAGAGUUCAACCAGUGCACGGUCAUCUCGAUAGCACAUAGGCUGGACACAGUGCUCGACUACGACAGAGUGAUGGUGCUUGACCAGGGUAAAAUUGCAGAGUUCGACGCUCCCAGCAAGCUGUUGGCUCGGCCAGAUUCCAUGUUCUUCCAGCUCGCUAAGGACGCCAAGCUCGUAUGAGGAUGAAGAUUGUUUAAUGUUGUCAUUAUUUAUUAUAAUAUGCUUACUAGGCCAUUCUUCACGCCAUUCCGCAUACCGUGUUUCUUUCGUUUUAAUAUGAGAAACUGUCUAUAAAAUACGAGAUAUUACUAUUUAUACAUUGUAUGAAUUAUUUAUACUUCUACUUCUUCAGAGGGCUCUUUGCAUUUUCAUGCUUGUGGUUAGCAAACAAUGUUAAGUGAUUAUGUGAUUUUUAUAAUUAGAUUUAGUCUUACAAUGGUUCUAUGAUUACUAUAGCAACUAGUGCAAUAUAUCAAAAUAUCAUGUAUGUAUUCAUUUGGUUUCUAUUCAGGGCAACACUGGGAAAUAAGGAUCAAAAUUUAAACCGUGCCAGAGAUGACACUCAAAAAUCGAAAAA